UAUUGUUGAUAUAACUAUGUUUAUACUAUAUUUAAGAAGGGAAAAAAAAUAUAUAAUUAUGAAUAAUAUUUCAACGCGUUAAUGCGUUUGACUGGAAAAAUGAAUGGAAAUUUUAUUACGUACAGUAUCUGAUGCAAGAGGUACAUCCAUAAUUUUCAUUUUCUAUAAUUAAUCAGCGGCAGCCCAUGCGGCAUAUGCUGCCGUGUGCAUCACCGCCUUUAUUUAGAGCCACCCACAUCGCCUCUUACUUGUACUUCGUUCUGCAACCAGAAUUAUUCUGCGGUUUCCCUUUCAGAUACGCCAUAUUAUCUGAACAUAUUAUAUAAAACCUAUUUGUAUAUAUUCAUAUUUUCAUAGUUUAGGUUUUUAAUUUCUUUUUAGAUUAGAAGAAAAUCGUCAUGUCUUCAGCAGAUGAAGUAGUGGAUCUUCAGGGUCUCUCAAUCCAAGAAGAGUGUAAAAUGGAGGGAACUUGUACAGCAGCACCAGAGGACAUUAACCAAGUUGCGGCUGAGACUAACAAUACUAACAACACUAAUCAUCAUGGUUUUUGUGCAAUAUGUUUGAAUAAGAUAGUUCUUGCAGAAACUGCUCUCGUAAAAGGUUGCGAGCAUGCCUACUGUGUCACAUGCAUCCUGCGAUGGGCCUCUUACAAAAAGGAACCUACAUGUCCUCAGUGUAAAAGUCCGUUUGAGUUUCUGAAUAUCCAUCGCUCACUAGAUGGAAGCAUUCACGAUUACAUGUUCGAAGAGAGUGUCUGCCUCCUCCUAAGAGCCUCAUGGUUCAAGCCUUUGAUUGUGGUGGAACGAGAAGAGGUGUAUGAAGAAACUGAAGAUUACUAUUGCGAGGACGAGGAUGAAGAUUUCUUCUUGGGUAGUUCCUCUAGUCUCCGCAUCGGUAAUCGAAGAUGGGGAGACAAUGGAUAUGUUAGGGGAGGAAGGCAAGAAGCGCGACCAAUUUCUCGACCGAACUUUCAGGAUUCCGGUGCUGGCCCAUCUCGUCAGCCGAAGAAGAAAGAAGCUGCUGCUGCUGCUGCUGCUAAGGAACCUGUUGGGCGACGUGCAAAACGGACCCUGAAGCGUGAAGCUGCCGACAUGGCAGCCGCCGCCAAGCAUCAGCAGCAUUUGGUUCGGUUUGGUCGCACCUGAGGGUGAACAAACCAUACUCUCUGGGGCAACCAGACGUUUUGUACAGUAUUUCCAUUCAUUUGUUUGACGAAUAAGGAUAGUAUGCUGACUUUAAAGGUCUGGGCUUUUAUUAGUAUGUUUCCCAUGCUGUGCCUAUCCAGAUUUAGUUGCUGUUGCCUAUGUACUGUACAUUUGCUAGUUUUAGUGUGUAACUUCUGAUUUAGAUUCUGUUAAAUGUCUGGCUUAUUUGUUGAAGUCUCUCUUUUGUACUAAAAAGUUAGUGCUAACAUGCAUGAAUCAAGACUUACCCAUGAUAAUUCCAUAUGAAUUGCUGUU
Messenger RNA from Olea europaea var. sylvestris, 1460 nucleotides. RefSeq lists its product as uncharacterized. NCBI's taxonomy places the organism in Eukaryota, Viridiplantae, Streptophyta, Magnoliopsida, Lamiales, Oleaceae. The transcript is spliced from 4 exons. The record is from RefSeq and is a predicted model, not a curated record. Bases 399 to 1145 code for a protein of 248 amino acids.